Molecule: messenger RNA, 912 nt
Organism: Aspergillus clavatus NRRL 1
Lineage: Eukaryota; Fungi; Ascomycota; Eurotiomycetes; Eurotiales; Aspergillaceae
Product: rRNA-processing protein UTP11
Exons: 2
Coding region: 1-912 (303 amino acids)
Biological process (GO): rRNA processing
Cellular component (GO): small-subunit processome; nucleolus
Source: RefSeq, a predicted model, not a curated record
AUGUCGUCCAUGCGCAACGCCGUCCAAAGACGGCAACACCGCGAACGAGGCCAACUCCAAGGCCGCGAAAAAUGGGGUAUUCUCGAAAAACACAAAGACUACACCCUCCGCGCCCAAGACUACAACGCCAAAAAGACCAAAAUCAAGCGUCUGCAGGAACUCGCGUCGGCGCGCAACCCGGAUGAAUUCGCCUUCGGGAUGAUGGCGGCGGAGAGCCGCGUGCGCGGGAAGCACGGGGCCGGGGCGCGCGACUCGGCUGCGAAGCGCGGGCUGGGCCAUGACGCGAUCAAGCUGCUGAAGACGCAGGAUGCGGGGUAUCUGCGGACGACGGCGGAGCGGGUGAGGCGGGAGAUGGAGAAGGUGGAGGGGGAGGUGCGGUUGCAGGAGGGGAUGAGGGAGGUUCUUGGGGAGGGGGAGAAGGGUGGGAGUGAAGAUGGCGACUCCGAGGAGGAUUAUGAUGAUGAGUUUGGUGGGUUUGACUUUGGGGAUGAGGAGGGGGGCAGCAGCGGCAAAAAGAAGAAGCAGAGUGGGAAUGGGAGGCGGAAGUUGGUCUUUGCGGAUGACCAGCGGGAGCAGCGGGUGCUGAAGAAGCGGAGGCUGAGGGAGAACGAGCGGGAUGAGGCUGGGGAUGAUACCGAUGGACAGGAACAAGGGCAGAAGACGGCGCAGAGGAAGACGCCGAAACAGCUCGAGGCCGAGCGGCAGGCGCUCGUCGAGGCCCGGCGCGCCCGCAAGAUGAAGAAACGCGCCGCCGAGGCCCGCGAGAACAAGCUCCAGGCGCUCCGGAAGCAGUUUGCCGACCUCACGGCUGCCGAGCGCGAGCUGGACUGGCAGCGAGGCCGCAUGGAUAACUCCGUCGGAGGGACAAACAAGCACGGGAUCAAGUGGAAGAUCCGCGAGCGCAAGAAGUGA